AUGCGGCUGUUUUACGCUGAUAUUUUUGACGUCCUAAUUUACGAAUCGACACUCUUACUAGGGGAUGGUUGGGAAAGAGCCACCAAGCACGCGAGGUUGCCGACCGCGCGGCGCAGAGACGAGUUCCGACUUGGUACAACAACCGCUGCUUUCUUUCUGGCUCCAUCGACCCCCAAGAGCGCACAUCGUUCCCGUAAGGGCGAAACGUGGCGUUAUCUCCGUCACUUUUGGCCCAUGAAGGACGUUGAGGAGCUCGUCGUGGCUGGGGCCGAGAGCAGGAACAUCCUCCCUUUGAAUGCGCAUGCGCAUGUUAUGUGGGAACGGUUCCGGGUCGCGCUGCGACCGAUUCAGCACCCGAUAGCGCCACCGGAACGAGGGAUGUAUGUGCAGCUGGUCUGGUUAAACCAGAAAGAUGGCAACGACGGCACAAACAGCUGCUUUGUCGCAGACGAUUGGAACUAUGCCAAAUACGGCGGCAUCAGCGACUACCGCCGAGACCAGUAUCCUCCCAUUCGACAUGGAGACGACUACGAACUCGUGUCCGCGACGCAGACGACACAGACGAAGCAGGACAAAGCCGCGCUGGCACACAAAGAGCCGAGCAAACAAAAAGCACUUGCUCACGUCGCGGGCAUUGCGCCGUUGGUUGAGGAGGCCGUCGAACGGGACAGUAGCCGAUCGAAGACAGUGAGGUUGCGGCGGCUUCGGGCCAAAGUCCUGCGCACGCGGAUAUCCAUUCUGGCAUUGUUCGGCACCGUCGACAACUGA
Messenger RNA from Sporothrix schenckii 1099-18, 768 nucleotides. RefSeq lists its product as uncharacterized. The record is from RefSeq and is a predicted model, not a curated record. The transcript is spliced from 2 exons. Bases 1 to 768 code for a protein of 255 amino acids. Lineage: Eukaryota; Fungi; Ascomycota; Sordariomycetes; Ophiostomatales; Ophiostomataceae.